CCUUCUCUUUUGCAGUUGAAGUCGCCGGUCAUGUUUCUGCUUUGCAUGUCGUCGAUCGCCUUUCCUCAUUCUUUUCCCUAACGUCUCAUUGAUUCUUACUUGACGCCGAGCUUAUGAGUAAUUAAUUCACCCGUCCACUCCGCAGCAUUGAAUCGCCCUCAUCGAAACCCCGGAGUAACGUCUAAAGCUCCUGCUAUAAAUAACCACUAUCUUAGGCAUGAGCAGCAAAGCUUCAAAGAAACCAAAACGAAAACUCUCUUCUCCUUUCCGAUUGCUGCGAUGGCGAACUCCUACACCCUCCUUGCUGACUUGAAAGCCGGGCGAUGCUCCAACACCGCAGAGCUGCGUUUGCUGAGGUUUUGGGAGGCCAGGAAUGUCAAGAAAGGAGGUGAACUGAUGAGCGUUGACAUGCUGCUCCUUGAUGAGAAGUCGACCCUUAUACAAGGAUCCAUUGGUUCCAUCCGUCAACUCAGAUUCAGGAACCGUCUCAGUGAAGGAUCUGUUUAUGCUUUGAGCGGUUUUGAUGUCUCCCGCAGCAACCCCAACUUCCGCUUGUCUGAUGAGCCUCUCUCCAUAAGGUUCAAUGAUGGAACCUCUUUUGAUAAGCUACCAGAGUCUGUUAGGCCCAUACCUACUGAGCUGUUCCGAUUCCGUUCAUACAAUCGGUUGCUUGAACUGGCAAACACAGGCAAACAGCUCCCUGACAUACUUGGGGAGUUAACUGCAAUCAGGAGUACAAUCACUGAUCGCAUACCUGGUGCACAGCGUGUGAUGCUCACUCUGCGUCUACAAAGUGGUGAGAGCGUUUGUGUCAGUUUGUUUGACUAUAUGGCGCUUGCGUUUCAUACCAAAUUUGAUAGCUACGGGAAAGAGCCAAGAAUUGUGCUUGCCACAGGCCUAAAUCCUAAGAUAGUAGGGGGUCGGUUAUUCCUGAAUGCUACAUCCGCCACCCAUCUCUACUUCGACUCUGAGACAAAUGCAGGAAAAUAAUUUUUUGACAAAUUGCCAGGUCAUGGAUCAGAGCACACAUCCUCUUCAUCAAAGGUUGUUCAUGCGCAGAAGAUUGAACCCAUGACUGUCUCUGAGCUUAACCAAUUUGUUAUCACUUCUGAGUCUCAGAUAAUUGAGUUUCUCUGCACUGCUAAGGUGACCGGUAUCGACCAAGCUGACGGUUGGUGUUAUAUUGGGUGUUCCGUGUGUUCAAAGAAGCUCCUCCGAGAGACCUCUUCCUUCACAUGUGUUCCAUGUAAUGUAACUAAUGCUGUUGCAGCACUGAGGUACCGGGUGACCCUGUCUGUGUCAGACAGCACUGAUACUGCAUCUUUCCUCGGCUUUGAUAUUGAGAUGGCUAAACUGACUAAUAUUCUAGCAUCUGAGGCUUCGCAGAUUGUGGUGCUGAUGCUCGGGUUGAUACAGAGCUUCCUCAGGCCCUCGCUGAGCUUGUGGGGAAAACAUACACCUUCCAGCUUAAGCUGAACGACUUCAACUUUACCUCAAAGCACCAGACCUUCACUAUCUCUCGCAUAUUCCCGGAGCGAGCCCUUGCACCUUUGCCAGCCUUCGUCGUUCAAGAAAGUGGAAAUAACCCUGAUGAGCCUGUUGCUGAAGCUGUUGCACCAGAUACGUCUGCCAGAGUUGGUACGACUUGCAACGAUACAUGAGAGCCAUCUGCACCGGAUGCUUCUGGGUCCGAGCUUUCAACAUCGACCACAGGCCAAGUAGCUUCUGGUGGAAAUGAGCGGAAGAAAGCCCGAGUCGAAUGAGUUCACUGCAAUAACUUGAACAACCACUGUUUCUAUUUUACAAAUUAAGCUUUUUAUCUUUUUCUUUCCGUCAGUAUCUCUUAUCCUUUUGUUUAAAAACUCAGUGAGGUGGUUGCUCAUUCUAUUAUUAAUGCAAAUCUUUUUUCAGAAUAACAAACUUCCAUUUGGUGUA
Molecule: messenger RNA, 1935 nt
Organism: Brassica napus (rape)
Lineage: Eukaryota; Viridiplantae; Streptophyta; Magnoliopsida; Brassicales; Brassicaceae
Exons: 10
Coding region: 280-990 (236 amino acids)
Biological process (GO): DNA repair; DNA recombination; DNA replication
Cellular component (GO): nucleus
Molecular function (GO): DNA binding
Source: RefSeq, a predicted model, not a curated record